Messenger RNA from Rotaria sp. Silwood2, 1674 nucleotides. NCBI's taxonomy places the organism in Eukaryota, Metazoa, Rotifera, Eurotatoria, Philodinida, Philodinidae. The record is from the annotation of a GenBank genome assembly.
AUGAAAACGCCGAAUUUUGCCUGUUUCUUCGAUAUUGAUGGUGUUAUUACACAAGGUCCGAAUUUCAUUACAGUUGCUAAACAAGCUAUUCAAACAUUGAUUCAGCUUAAAGUACCUGUUGUAUUUGUUUCAAAUACAUGUAUGCUCGAAUCAGAUAAAGCAAAACAAUUAUCAGCUGUACUAGGAGUAACUAUUCAACCUGAUCAAGUUGUUCUUGCUCAAACACCGAUGCGUACAUUAACUGAUUUUCAUAAUAAACAUGUUCUUGUUUCUGGACAAGACAAAGCUGAAGACAUUGGUCAAAUGAUCGGUUUUAAAAGUAUAACAACAAUUGAAAAAGUUUGUGAAGCAUUUCCAGAAUUAGAUAUGGUUGAUCAUAUGCAUCGGGUUAGAUUAAACGGCAGUCAAAUUUGUAUCGUUCCUGCUACGGUUGUCAUGGGAAUUCACGAUCAUGCGCCAAGUAAUACUUUAAACACAGCCGUGACGACUAUUGAAAGUGCUUCAAAUCUUGAUGAUGGUUGUCAGACAAUACCAUUCGAAGAUUCGGCAUUAAAAAGUAGAAUUCACAAUUAUAUCGACACAUCCAAAUUCAAGAAAAGUGUUCGAGCUCGACUUAUGGUGCAUCAAGUAGUAGCCGGUAUUCGAGCUGCUACAGAACUCUCGUUUGAUUUUAUCGUUCUACUCAGCCUCGCUUCGAUGCUCGCCGGUUUUGGACUUCUAGAAAACUCGUCGAUAAUUAUUGUGGCCAGUAUGCUGGUUAGUCCACUGAUGAAUCCGAUAAUGGGCAUCGUAUUUGGUUUAUCAGUACGUGAACAUUUGUUGUGGCAACGUGGCAUUCGAAACGAAUUGAUUGGUCUUUUUCUUUGUAUCUUGUGGGGUUUUGUCAUCGGUUUGUGUACAACACAUGCAGAAACCAGAUGGGGAAGUUCAACGAGUUUUCCCACUUCGGAAAUGAAAGCCCGUGGUGAUCUUAAACGUCUGUGGGUAGGUGUUCUCAUUGCUUUACCAAGUGGUGCAGGUGUUGCGUUAUCAGUCCUCGGUGGAAACACGGGAUCAUUGGUCGGUGUGGCUAUAUCUGGUGCUAUCGAACAAAUCAAUAAAGAAAUACAUGAACUUAGUGGUACAAAUGAUACAUUAAAUCGAAUGAUGUCUAAAUUGAAUACUGAAAAAACAUCAAUAGAAACUGAUUUACGUGUUGAAAAAGAAUUUCAUCAACGUCUUCAAGAAGCAUUAGCAAAUGAAAAAGAAAAAGUUUCUACACUUCAUUUUGAUAUUCAUGAAUUAAAUUCAAUAGAACAAGAAUAUGAUUCAUAUAAAAAAGAAAUGAUUAAAAAACAGAAUGAUUUAGAAAAAAGAUUUCAUGAACAAGAAGAAACAGUACGAGAAUUAGGCUUAAAAUUAGAAGGAUAUAUUAAACGUGAAGAUGAAUUUCGUGAAAAAGAUGUUUUACAAACAUCAACAUGGAUGAAAGAUGAAGAUGUUAAAGAAUGUUGUCAAUGUAAAAAAGAUUUUAAUGCACUUCGACGAAAACAUCAUUGUCGAAAAUGUGGUCAAAUAUUUUGUGAAGCUUGUGUUUGUACAAAAUUAACAUUAGUUGGUUCAAAUAAACCAGUACGUGUUUGUGAUAUGUGUUGUACACGUGUACUUGCACAAUGUGUAGUGAAUAAUCCAUGA